AUCCCCAUCGCCAAUGUCCUGCGCAUCAUGAAGGCAGCACUCCCACCCAGCGCUAAGAUUGCAAAAGAAGCGAAAGAGUGUGUUCAAGAAUGCAUCUCUGAAUUCAUCGCCUUCAUCACCUCGGAAGCAUCAGAAAAGUGUUUACAAGAGAAGCGCAAGACGGUGAAUGGUGAGGACAUCUUGUUUGCCAUGACGAGUCUUGGGUUUGAGAAUUACUCAGAGACACUCAAGAUUUACCUCGCAAAGUACAGGGACAGUGUCAAACAG
Protomyces lactucae-debilis is the source of this 267-nucleotide messenger RNA. Its product is annotated as nuclear transcription factor Y subunit B-3. Gene Ontology annotation, biological process: regulation of transcription by RNA polymerase II. Gene Ontology annotation, cellular component: CCAAT-binding factor complex. The transcript has a single exon. Lineage: Eukaryota; Fungi; Ascomycota; Taphrinomycetes; Taphrinales; Protomycetaceae. The record is from RefSeq and is a predicted model, not a curated record. Gene Ontology annotation, molecular function: RNA polymerase II cis-regulatory region sequence-specific DNA binding; protein heterodimerization activity; DNA-binding transcription activator activity, RNA polymerase II-specific. The annotation marks the transcript as partial.